Bradysia coprophila is the source of this 2955-nucleotide messenger RNA. RefSeq lists its product as uncharacterized. The record is from RefSeq and is a predicted model, not a curated record. Lineage: Eukaryota; Metazoa; Arthropoda; Insecta; Diptera; Sciaridae.
UUAAUAACAUGGUUAGUCUUGUUGAGAACUCCGAACGAUGAGCAUCUUCAUUCUAUUUAUUUAAAUAUUUCAAUUUUUUCGGAAAUUUUCAAGCAUGUUCGUGCUUCCACUUCAUAUAAUAGUUGGUUUGAUUGCGUUAAUCGGUAUAACGGGUGCGCGAAUACACGAUCGUUGUGAUUUCGCAAGGACUUUACGUUACAAACAUAAGCUAUCGCUGUCGGAAAUCAAUGUAUGGGCUUGUAUAGCACAAUAUCAAUCAGGAUUCGAUAGUGAAGCCAUCGGCUACGACAGUGAUGGUACUGGAUACUAUGGAAUGUUUCAAAUCAGUGACCGUUACUGGUGUAACUCAUCUAAAGAACAAAAAAAUGGUUGUGAAAUUUCAUGCACUCAGUUACUCGACGACGAUUUGGCUGAUGAUUUCGUAUGUAUCAAGAAUAUAUUCAACGAACACCAGCGAAUUUCUGGGAAUGGAUAUAAUGCUUGGACCUCGUACAAAAACACAUGCCAGUAUGUUUAUGACGGGCUAUUUACUGACGAUUGUUUUGUCGGCGAUAUUGACUACAUUCCGAGUAGCACACCAACUGCGAAAAAAGCGAUUGCGACUAAACAGAAUCGAAUUUACGAUCGGUGUGAGUUAGCUCGCGAAUUGUGGUAUGUCCAUCAACUACCGUCAGAUCAAAUCGCUACUUGGGUAUGCAUUGCAAAGCAUGAAUCAAAUUAUAACACCUCGGCAAUUGGAUACGGCGAUCAUGGACUCUUUCAAAUCAGUGAUAUUUAUUGGUGUUCGCCGCCCGGUAGAGGUUGGGUGUGUGGAAUAUCAUGUGCAAAACUUGAGGACUCUGAUAUAAGUGACGAUGUUGCAUGUAUGAAGAAAAUAUACAACGAACACGAACGGCUUUCGGGAGAUGGCUUCAAUGCAUGGUCCGUAUACAGGCCCUAUUGCAAAGGUCGAUCAGAACAAUAUAUCGAAGGCUGUUUUGAUUAUAGUGAUUUGAAUUCGGUUGAUCCAUAUUCGUACGAUGCUGAGUUGAAAUCGGGAGCAACAUCUAGUCAUGAAGUUAAAUCUUAUCCGGAAGAAACGAAGAUAUUUGAACGUUGUGAGCUUGCAAUAGAAUUGCAUCAGAAACAUAAAAUUCCAAUAGAACUUGUACCAACAUACGUUUGUAUUGCAUAUCAUGAAUCGAAGUACAAUACAUCAGCAGUAGGUCAUUUGAACAUCGAUGGGAGUGGUGACCAUGGAAUCUUUCAAAUUAGUGAUAUUUACUGGUGCUCUCCGCCGGGUAUGGGUCGUGCUUGUGGACUUUCGUGUGCGAAAUUGGAGGAUUCUGACAUAACUGAUGAUGUAAAAUGCAUGAAAAAAAUAUACGAUGAACAUGAGCAGCUUUCUGGAGAUGGUUUUAACGCAUGGUCUGUCUAUGUUCCCUAUUGUAAAGGCCAAUCUGAUGCAUUCGUAGAUGGUUGUUUUAAUGAAGUCAGUAAUUCACUAGCAGUUUUAAACCAUAGACCAGCUGUGACUGCUCCAAGUUUUUUUCAUAAAGAUCCCGAGCACUCAUCAAAAUUGCAUAGCCCAGAGAUUAGUGAGGCUCAUGAGAAUAUCAUCAAUUCUGAAACUACAAAGGCAAGUGAUAAGCCGAGUACACUUACAACUCACUCAACUUCAACACAACCGACUAAUUCAACACAACCGACAACCAGUACAGGUGCGCCUAAGUUGCUGUAUAAUACAGAAACAAACGCUUUUACAUCAAAAGUGUAUACUACGACUCCAACAACCGUGCGAGCACCAACAACUGUACGAGCUCCAACAACUGUACGAGCUCCAACAACUGUACGAGCUCCAACAACUGUACGAGCUCCAACAACUGUACGAGCUCCAACAACUGUACGAGCUCCAAUAACUGUACGAGCUCCAACAACUGUACGAGCUCCAACAGUUUCGAAUCAAUUCGUACCAAAAUCAUCAAUUACCACAGAAGCGACACAUCGUUCGACGUCGACCAUACUUAGUGAACGCGAAAGAGUUCAAAGCUUAUUCGAUAUUUAUUUCAAUGGAUUCCGAACACGUCCACCAACUACUUUGAAAAGUUUGAUUACAACAACAAAACGUCCACUUAGCUCGUCAUCCACAAAAACGCCAUACAUCUCUAGCUCCUUUGUUCCUAUUAAAUCAAUUAAGCGGAAAUCAGAAGAACCUUCUGUUGCCACUAAUAAAAUAUCUUCAUCGAGCUCACUGACAUCGACAACGAAAUCACAAUUCGAAACAGUUGAAAAGAAUAAAUUUACUACUAAGCCAUCAUCUACACAACCUGACGUCUACAUUUCUUCAAUUGAAGCAACAUCAAUUAGUCCAUUUAUACGGCAAUCUACAACAGCUGCAGUUAAUUCUAAUAUAACAUAUCAAUCAAUCUUUGGUCAAAGGCCAAGCUCAACAACAUUACAGUCUCUUCCUGCAUAUUACAGCAACCGUUUAACAACGACAACAACGAAAUCACCAUCAAUCAAUCAAUCCAUUAACACUCACGAUAAUUCUGUAUCGAUGUUCAACAACAGAAUUACAAGAGCUCCAUCAUCGUUAACAUCAAACAGAAAUUUAACAUCUUCAGAACAUAUACAAUACCAUCGAACAUCAACAACAUCAACAACAACAAAGACUCCAUUCGAUAGACUCUUUGAUCUUUUCGUUCAUUGAAAUCGAAAGUGUUCAGACGAGAAAAAAAAUGUGCAAGAUGCUUGGCUAGAUAUUAUGACUAGAUUUUAUUUAUGUGAAUUAUAAUAAACGGGUUAAAAAUUCUAACAGCAAAUAUUUCCAUAAAAUCGUUUUCAUCACUUAGGAGACAGAAUUUACGUUCACAUGAUGUCAUUUUACCAUGAUCGUAAAUACCCAAUGUUUUAAUCUGAAAACACACGAGCAACUGAAAUUGUCGAUCGUAGCAAUUUUCAUACAAAUUUUCUGUA